Molecule: messenger RNA, 2205 nt
Organism: Lampris incognitus (smalleye Pacific opah)
Lineage: Eukaryota; Metazoa; Chordata; Actinopteri; Lampriformes; Lampridae
Gene: plin3
Product: perilipin 3
Exons: 8
Coding region: 98-1390 (430 amino acids)
Biological process (GO): lipid storage; positive regulation of triglyceride storage
Cellular component (GO): cytosol; lipid droplet
Source: RefSeq, a predicted model, not a curated record
GCUUUAUUCAAGACCACAACGCGUUAUUUACAACAGGUCGCACGGGACGGUAGGAUAACAACAGCGUGUCAGUGAGAGAUUGAAGCCGACGAUCACGAUGGCAGACAGUGAGAAGACUAAUGAGACUGACGUGGCAGCAGCCCAACAGGCUAAUGCAGAUCAGCAGAGUGUUGUGUCCAGAGUAAGCAACCUGCCCUUGGUCAGCUCAGCUUGUGAGGUGGUGUCCGGUGCCUACAGCAGCACGAAGGACAAUGUGCCCUUGCUGAAGGGAGUGAUGGAUGUUGCAGAGAGUGGGGUUCGAACAUUAGGGGCAGCUGCCACCACGGGGUCCAAACCUCUUUUGGAUAUGCUGGAGCCACAGAUUGCCACAAUAAAUGACUAUGCUAUGAUGGGACUUGACAAGAUGGAAGAGAAGCUGACCAUCCUUCAUCAGCCAGCAGACAAGUUGGUGUCAGACACAGUGGGCAUGGUGUAUCAGUCAGUGGCAGGAGCCAAAGAUGCCAUGACUGGAGCUGUGAUGGGAGCUGUGAAGGGUGGUGUCGAUCUGACCCGGGCUGCAGUCAGCGGAGGCAUCAGUUCAGUCCUGGGAACCCGCAUGGGGCAGAUGGUCAGCAGUGGGAUGGGCCUGGCCCUCAGCCGGUCUGAGGACUGGGUUGAACAGAACCUACCACUCAGCGAGAGGGAGCUGGCUGCACUCGCUGAGCCCAAUGCGAGUGAGUUGACUGCCACACAGUCCAGCCCCAGUUACUUCGUCCGUCUGGGGAAACUCUCUGCCAAGGUCCAGGAGCGAGCCCUGGAACAGUCACUGCUUAGAGCUCGGCAUGCCAGGGACACCACCUAUUCUUCAAUUGCACAGAUCACCAAUACUCUGGAUCUGCUGGAGAGUGCCCGCACCACUCUGGGUACCGCUGGUAAUCAGAUUGGAGGAGCCCCAGAAAAACUGCUCCAACACUGGAAAGAGUGGAAGGAAAGACAGUCUGGAGAUGGGCAGAUGGAAGCAGAGCUGGAUGUUGCUACAGAUGAGCGUGAGCGCCUGGAAUGGCAGGCUCUAUCCAUGGUCCGAGGUCUUAGUGACCAACUGCGGUCAGCGUGCUCUGGUGUGGUGACCAGUGCCCAGGGUCUACCAAGUAUGGUCCAGGACCAGCUGGCCAGCGCACGGCGAUCGGCUGAAGAACUUCACUACUCCCUAGGGAAUACCAGCAACCUCACUCCUCUCCUCCUGGAGCAGAGCCGUCACCACCUAACACAAGUGCAGCAGUCUCUGGAUGGUGUCAUGGAGUAUCUUCUGAACAACACUCCACUCAACUGGCUGGUUGGGCCCUUUGCCCCACAGAUCACUGAGAAAGAAAAAGAAGACCAGCCAAUGCAGAUGGCUGACCCACAGAAAUAAACUGGAUGAUUUUGUUCUUUGGGUUGGUGUUAUAGGGUGAAAGAAAUGUGAACUGAUGUUUGAAUGGCUCACUGGAAAAAUACCUGUUAGCUUUAUUGAGAAAGAUUUUAAAUUUGUGUGUAAUUGUGUUUUCUGCACAACAUGCUAGUGCUAUUGUAUGGACUUGAGACUGAAAAGAAGAAAGUUUUACUUUGGAAAUUAUAUUUUGAAUUUAAAGAAUGAAAGUUGAAUCAGUUCAUCCGGACACAAUGUUUAUUGAGAGAAACGUUUCAUCACUCAUCUAAGUGACUUCUUCAGUCUCAACUGACUGCAGGUAUCCCCACCCUUAUUUAGAUACCCAAUUUAGAUACAGUGGCAUAACGACCGAAAACGAUCAGUUUAUACCUAUAGGUCAGUUGAGACCGAAGAAGUCAUUUAGGUGAGCGAUGAAACGUUUCUCUCAAUAAAUGGUUGUGUCCAAAUGAACCGAUUCAACUUUCUUUCUUCGAUUUUAUUACCUGGAUUAUUGAGCAUGCUUAAAAUAUAUAUUUUGAAUUAUUUUUUGAUAGUGCUGUAUUUUGAAAAAUAAUUGAAACAUUUGUGCAUUUAGCCAAAUGAAAACAAAUAAAAUAAAAUUUUAUGUUACCUGGAAAAUGUGACGUCGCCGAUUCACUACCAGCACAAAAAUGUGUCAAAAUGAUGUCAUAGGACUAGAAUUGAACUGUAUAACUUCAGUUGACUGUAAAGACCAGCUCAAGAUGUUCAGAUGGCCCCUCACACCCGCAAUAGGAGGACUCGCUCUUCUGAUAUUAAGAGUUAUCUAGCGCUUAACACGU